AUGGCGGACGGAGGAAAACGGGGGAUGCCGAACGAAGCUCGCCGCUGCAGUCGCUAUUUUUGCACGGCGGGACGCGGGAUGGAGCCCUUCCUCAUCGAAGAAGUGCCUCGUUUGGGUGCCACUCAGGUAGAAUAUGUAUCUGGAAAAGUUUUCUUCAAUACUAAUCUUGAGCUGAGUAUGUUGAAGAAACUAAAGUCAGCUGAAAGACUAUUUUUGCUGCUAAAGAAAUGUCCUCCACUUUCCUUCCGUGGGAAUAAAGGAAGAAUAAUCCAGGAUGUUCAAAAACUUGUAAAUGAGAAUCCCAGAUGCUGGCUGCAUACAACUGCUGUCUGGAGAAGUCUUAUGAUCAGUCAGCAGAGCAACUAAAUUGUGCCAAGAAUACCCAGAUUCCAAAAACAGAAAUUGGAAGAGUAAAACCAUACUGAAAAUGAAAAGCAAAAAAUACAAAUAAUAUAGACAGAUACUAUUAAAAAUCCAAUUGAAGAUCAGCAAAAAUGUGAUACACAUGAUGUUUGUAAAGACAAUUUAUUGCCUCAGGGCAGACUUUUUCUAGAAAACACUCCUGAAUGUAUUCAAGACAAAUCUAUUGUUUGCAAUAGUUAUUUUAGUUUCAGAGUAUCAUGUCGCUGUAGUGGAAUACUUGCAAAAUUAUUUACUGCACAGGAACUGGGGAAAAUUAUCGGAAUAGCUCUCAUGAAAAACUUGGAUGGAAAGCAGAUCUUGAAUCCUGAUUUAGAGAUCUUUGGGCAUCUAAAUGAUAUUUCUGUGAUUGGAAUCCCUCUUUUCAGACUUCCCUUGGCAAGUCGAGCAUAUAUUAAAAUUGCUGGAUUGCGAUCUACCAUUGCUUGGGCUAUGACAUCACUUGCUGAAAUCAAGCGUUGUAUUGGAUCCUAUUGUGGUCUAGGUACAAUACUUCUGGAAGCUGCAACUGAAUGGCCUAAUGUGUAUUAUUUCGCGGAUAUAAGUGAUUCACAGUUGCAAGGAGCCUACUCAAAUAUUAGAGAUGCAAGGCUGAUAGAUAAAAUUCAGCUAUUUAAAUCUUCUGUUACAGGAUUGCCCUUUCUGUCAGAAAGCAUUGAUGAUUUGACAGACAUUCCAUUUGGAAAAAAGUUCAAACUAACAGAAGACAUGAAGUUUCUUCCCAGAGUUUUUCAAGAAUUUGAAAGGGUGCUUUGUUUUGGAGGGACUGUUGUACUGUUACUUAAUCAAGAACUUUAUAAAUGUAUUUCUAAUGAUAUUGCCCAAGGCUCUCGGACUGAGAGUUCAAUCUUGGCAGAAUCUUCUACUGAUUGCAGACAAAGUAAUUUGAUAUCAGUUGAACAAGAUCAACAAGAAAGUAUUAGUUGUGGUACUGUUUCCUCAUCUCAAGAUACAAGGGAAGAGCACCUCAGUUACAAAAAAGCAGAUCUUGGUUCUUUGGUGUUCAUUGAAUCCUUUGAAGUUAGUCUUGGCAAGACAAAUGCAUUCAUAUGCAAGUACAAGAAGAUAACUUGAAAGAUCUAGAAGGUAACAACAGCAAGUAUGUAUAAAACAUGUUGAUGGACUUGACAAUGAGAACUGCAUAGCAAUCACUGCAAAAGAUCCUAAGGGAUUAUAUUAGGAUUUGUAAUUGAAAGCACAGGGCUAAAUUUAGAAGUUUGAGGUGAAGGAUACAUGGUUGCUAGUCCUGAUGGCAAUAGACAUGAAUAGUGGGACAGCUUUAAGGGACUUUAUUUCUCAAGCAGUUCUCAAAAUAACCAACAUGAUGCAUUCUCUGAAGUGGUUGAUAUCUUGCAUCAAUUCUUGGCACUUACACAACAUCAUUUGCAAUAUUAGACAAGAAUUAUGCUUGGUGUGUCAUAGUGCAUUGUACUAUAUUGUAUUAUACUCUGCCUUCAUGGAAUGAUGUACAGGAUCUAACUGAUCUUUGGGAAGAUAUUCAGAAGAAAACUUCUGAAAUAGGUUUCCUGGAUGCUAGUCCAUUGCUGAACAUUAUUCAGACCAUUGGCAAUUGCUUUUCAUAGUCCGUGUUAUGAAUCUGGGAGAUGAAGAUUCCCAAUUAAUAGAAGUCCUUUUAUAUUAACUGUUUUAAGUGCACUAUAAGCAGAUUUGUGCCUGAAAAUCAUAAUUAAUCCUGCUUCAGAAAUCAGUGCUUUGUAGCAAGAAAAUCCAAACUGUGUUUUUAGUAUAUUUCCUAGAAUUGUAUGGGAAGUCUCUGAAAAUACAAAACUUCAAAAAACCACUGGAACCCAAGAAGACUAAUUUUGCAACCAUGCAUUUUUUGCACACUGGAAACAUUUUGAGGACAGGUCUCUUUUUACACAAAUUCAUCUUUAACCAGCAAUAAAAGUAUGUUUAUUUGUAUUCAGAAGGAAGAUAGAAGCAAAAAGAAUAUAUGCGAACAUUCCUAAUAAAAUCAAGAAAUUUGGUCUAAUUCAAGCAGUUAUAUUUAUCUGCUUGGUGGAUUAGAAAUUACAUAAGUGCCUGUCAGCUGUUUUAGCCAUUCUGAUUCAGAUGCAAUAGCUGUGUUACACUUCCAAUACUAUAUAUUAAUUUACCAAUGAAAAGUAUAACCAUUUGGACUAUGUAAAUUGAUUCAAAAUCAGGGAACUUUUUAAGUCUAACAUUUGCAUUUCCUAAUAAUGCGUGUGUAAGAAUGGUAAUGUAGAAAAUUGAUUAUAUUAUCCCUCCUGUUCAUCUAUAAAUUCUAAGAACCUAAAGAGAAUACUCCAGUUGUUUCAUGUAAUGGUCAUGACCUACCAUAGUCAUAUGGCAACAUCAGGUAUAUUUGGAGCAAUGUCAGUUAUGAAGAAUGAUUUUUGCUGGCAGUAUAUGGUAUGUCCAUUUUAAGGAUGGCCAGUGCCAUUGACAGUUACAAAAAAACAAUAGUGGCAUGCCCAUACUUUGUCUCUUAGCGUUACAGUACUGGAAAUAGCUGAGAAUUAAUUUGAUAUGUAAAGGUACUUUUUUUUUUCUUUUGCAUUGGUACCAUGGAAUUGCUGCAAAGGUAGGCAAGAGCUGAUGUAGGCUCUACUUCACAUAGGUAGAUUUGUCCUUAAGAAAUUCAGGAAUGCAUGUAUUAAAUUGAAACGGGUGUAACCAAAAUAAAGAAUAUCCUUUGUA
Molecule: messenger RNA, 3102 nt
Organism: Thamnophis elegans (Western terrestrial garter snake)
Lineage: Eukaryota; Metazoa; Chordata; Lepidosauria; Squamata; Natricidae
Gene: THUMPD2
Product: THUMP domain containing 2
Biological process (GO): tRNA methylation
Molecular function (GO): tRNA (guanine) methyltransferase activity
Source: RefSeq, a predicted model, not a curated record